AUGCCCACUGAAAAAUAUCGAGGCAGAUUACAAUUCGAUGACGCUCUAGAGGCUAGUGGUUUCGGCAAGUACAAUUACAGCUUGUUGGGGACAUGUUGCGUCCUGAUCCUCACGAUGUUCGUGGAUAUUUUUGGCUUUUCUGUGCUGCUGCCCAGUAUUUCCUGCGAUUUAGCCCUCACUAAUAACCAACAAGGGUUACUCUCAGCUCUACCACUUAUCGGAACAAUGAUAUCGUCGUACGUUUGGGGCUUAUGCGCUGACACCCUGGGUCGCAGAAAGACAAUUUUAUUGACAAUGCCUAUUGGGUCCUGCAUUAGUCUGCUCACCAGCCUGGCGCCGAACUUUAUCGCACUUUGCAUUUUAAGAUUCUUUUCGGCUAGUUUUCUCUCAUCAGCGAAUACAGCCGCGUUCGUUCUCAUGGGGGAAAGCGUCCCGAGUCAUCACAGAAGUCAGUUCAUGUUCUUAAUGGCAUGUUCAACGAUGAUUGGGCAACUGAGCACAUGUUUGCCGGCUCUCGGGAUCUUCAGACUAUCGUUUCACAUUAAGGUCCCAUGGCUUCACAUGGUCUAUCGUCCAUGGAGACUGCUGCUACAAAUUCUUUGCCUGCCUGGUUUCGUAAUGAUAAUUGCCAUGAUCUUCUUCGAAGAGAGUCCUAAAUUCCUUCUUAGUAAAGGAAGAGAUGAAGAGGCGUUGGAGGUUCUAAAGAAAAUAUUUAAACGGAACACAGGAAGUGAUACGGCGUUAUAUAAGGUAACCUCGGUAUACCUGGAGCAGUCGGAAAUGACAAAUAGCACGGAAAAGUCUAUAAUGAAGAAAGUCUGGAACCAAACGGCGCCUCUCUUCAAACCUCCUCUACUUAAAAACUCUUUAAAGCUCUACUUCAUAUUAUUGUGCGCUUACAUGACGUCCACAGGCUUUACAAUGUGGAUUCCAACUGUCACCAACGCCUACUUCGGCAACGACAGCCCGACGACCGGCAAGACUUUCUGUGAAAUCGCCAGUUCUGCGGCCCGACGCACUCUGUAUAAGAACGGUAGCUCGCUUAUAAUAGAAGAUUGUGAUAACAUCAUCAAGCCAAACACCUUGUAUGCUGUAAUGGUAUAUUCAGGUCUUUGCGGAGCUCUAAACCUUCUUCUUACCUUCUUAGUUGGGCCUAUAGGAAAAAAGACCACGACGUUAAUAAUAUUUAUAAUCACAAUUUCUUGUGGGGUGUUCCUUCUCUUCGUCAGGAUUCCAAUGUUGAGCAUUCUUCUGUUUUUCAUCUUCCCCUAUGUGGCCUUAAUCUUGGGAAAUAUCAACACGUACUUGGUGGAACUAACUCCUACGUAUUUAAGGGGCAUGGCUACUUGUUUGUCAAUUCUUGUUGCGCGAGGUUUCGGAUUUAUCAGCGUGCAAGUCAUCGCCAGUCUCUUAGCAGAUUACUGUGUACCCCUGAUAAUAUCAUACGUUCUACUCGGACUAAGUGGAUUAAUAGCGGCCUUUUUCCUGCCAGCGGACGUCAGAAAACCUGUAACUCAAGAGGAAGCUUGCAAAAAGUACACUGUCAGCUCGGAGUCUAUUGAACGAAAUAAAUAUUAA
This is a messenger RNA of Pieris macdunnoughi, 1578 nucleotides long. NCBI's taxonomy places the organism in Eukaryota, Metazoa, Arthropoda, Insecta, Lepidoptera, Pieridae. The record is from the annotation of a GenBank genome assembly.